CCGAGCGUGACGGGCGGAGGGCGGGAGCGAAGCCCGCAGCGAGGAGCGACCCGGCUGCCGCCUCCUGCGCCUCCGCAGCGCCCGUCGGGAGGCGGCCGGGCAGCGCUGCCGCCGAGACCCCAUCUCCGUGCCCGCUCGCCCUCGCCCCGCCGAGCGCCAUGGCGGCCGCCGAGCCCGCCUGCGGCCGGUACCAGCAGCUGCAGAAUGAAGAGGAGCCAGGUGAGACUGCACCCGUGCUGAAUGAUGCCCCUCCACCUUACAGCAGCAUUUCUGCAGAGAGUACAGCUUAUUUUGACUACAAGGAUGAGUCAGGAUUUCCUAAGCCUCCAUCUUACAACGUGGCCACAACACUGCCUAGUUACGAUGAGGCAGAGAGAACCAAGGCUGAAGCCACAAUCCCCUUGGUUCCUGGAAGGGAUGAUGAAUUUGUGGCCCGGGAUGACUUUGACGACACUGACCAGCUGAGGAUAGGAAAUGAUGGCAUUUUCAUGCUGACUUUCUUCAUGGCAUUCCUCUUCAACUGGAUUGGAUUUUUCCUGUCUUUCUGUCUGACUACUUCAGCUGCAGGACGAUAUGGGGCCAUUUCUGGGUUUGGUCUGUCUCUCAUUAAGUGGAUUCUUAUUGUCAGGUUCUCCACCUAUUUUCCUGGUUACUUUGAUGGCCAGUACUGGCUCUGGUGGGUCUUCCUUGUACUAGGUUUUCUGCUGUUCCUCAGAGGGUUUAUUAAUUAUGCAAAGGUUCGGAAGAUGCCAGACACCUUCUCCGCUCUCCCCAGAACCAGAGUUCUCUUUAUUUACUAAAGUAUUCAAUAUCCUUCUCCAACAGAUGUUUUCUGGCAAAUGUCUUCCUGCAUUAGUGAAUUCUCCCUCAAGAAGCAACAGGACACCUGCAGGAAGUGAAUCAAGACUCUGGAGCAGAAGAAAAAAUAAUCACCUGCUUUAAAGUAACUCAAUAAAAGUACUGUUCAAACAGACAA
Molecule: messenger RNA, 976 nt
Organism: Neopsephotus bourkii (Bourke's parrot)
Lineage: Eukaryota; Metazoa; Chordata; Aves; Psittaciformes; Psittacidae
Gene: NDFIP1
Product: Nedd4 family interacting protein 1
Exons: 8
Coding region: 159-800 (213 amino acids)
Biological process (GO): ubiquitin-dependent protein catabolic process; positive regulation of protein ubiquitination; vacuolar transport
Cellular component (GO): Golgi apparatus; endoplasmic reticulum; perinuclear region of cytoplasm
Molecular function (GO): WW domain binding
Source: RefSeq, a predicted model, not a curated record